CUCAGGAAUUUCUUGAUCAAGUUCAGAAGGUUACAGAUAUCAUGGGGGUUACUUCUAGUGAGAGUGCUGAGCUAGCUGCAUAUCAGUUGCAGGAUGUUGCUCACACUUGGUUCAAACAGUGAAAGUCAGAAGGCCAGAUGAUACAGGUCCUAUUAAAUGGGAGGAGUUCGUCACCGUAUUCUUAGAUUCUUUCCCUAAGAGCUGAGAGAGGCUAAGGUGUUAGAAUUCAUCAACCUCAUGCAGAGCAACAUAACGGUGAGAGAGUAUUCUCUUAAGUUUACUCAAUUAGCUAGAUAUGCCCCUCAUGUGGUUUCAGACAGUAGGUCCAAGAUAAGUAAGUUUGUCUUUGGGGUGAACGAUAGUGUGGUCAACGAGUGUAAGUCUGCGAUGUUGAAUAGUGACAUGACUUUAGCCAGGCUUAUGACUCAUGCUCUGCAGAUAGAGAAGCAAAAGAUUAAGAUGAGGGAGAAGCAGAAUAAAAGAGUAAGGAUAGGGCAUUUCAACUUUGCUCAGCCCAAAUCAGAAGGAGAAAACCUUUCUCAAUUUUGUUCUUCAGCCAGUUCUCCAGCUCCUAAGUUCAGGGAUGGUAAUAGAGAUAGGGCUCCAAGCUCUAAGUCUCGGGGCAGUGUCAGCAAUGCCCAAACUAAUUCCCCUUGUCAGACUUAUGCUAAGAACCACAAGAGUGUUUGCAGAGUUGGUAGUAAUGUCUAUUUCGAAUGUGGAAAGCCAGGACACAGAGUCAGAGAUUGUCCCCAGUCAGGUUAUCAGGGUCAGCAGAACCGUUCGCCAGCUCAGUUCGGUCGCCCAAACCAGCAGGAUGCCACUUCCAAUGCUACUAGUGGGCAACGCCCAAAUCGAUUUUAUGCUCUUCAGUCCUGUCAAGAUUAGGAAAAUUCUUUUGAUGUGGUUACUGGUUCAGAAGCACGAGCUCCAAAGUAUCAGUAGUAUUCCAGUCUCAGCAGUCAGAGUUGGCAGUGAGUCCUCAUCCUUCAAGGACAUGACCAUUACUUUAUUAUCUCAUUAAUUAAUUUAUUUCUGUAGUUGGAGUUAGUUGGGGACAUGUCCCAUCAACUCUUUAUUUAGACAGUUCAAUCAGUUAGAGGCUUUUCAGACUAUCAUGUUCAGAUAGUUUAUUUCAAGUUUUUCUUUUUGGUGUUUUGAUACCAUAUCAUUUAGAGAUUAUUUUAUCAGUUUUGAACCUUAUGGCCUUAUAGCCUUUAUUUUUGCAUUUAUACAGUAUAUUAUACAGUGUUCAGGUA
Messenger RNA from Capsicum annuum, 1259 nucleotides. RefSeq lists its product as uncharacterized. The record is from RefSeq and is a predicted model, not a curated record. Gene Ontology annotation, molecular function: zinc ion binding; nucleic acid binding. The transcript has 2 exons. The coding region runs from base 238 to 888 and encodes 216 amino acids. NCBI's taxonomy places the organism in Eukaryota, Viridiplantae, Streptophyta, Magnoliopsida, Solanales, Solanaceae.